This is a messenger RNA of Mercenaria mercenaria, 6519 nucleotides long. RefSeq names its product N-acetylneuraminate 9-O-acetyltransferase-like. The record is from RefSeq and is a predicted model, not a curated record. The coding region runs from base 19 to 2490 and encodes 823 amino acids. NCBI's taxonomy places the organism in Eukaryota, Metazoa, Mollusca, Bivalvia, Venerida, Veneridae. The transcript has 22 exons.
UAGGAACAACCGAAAAAAAUGGCCGACAAAUCCAGUUCCUCAACUCACGAAAUAACAUACUAUUUAAAUGUUGAAAAUGCAAAAGUCCUUGCCUUUCUCAUGGUGACUGGAUUUGUAUUUUAUCAUGGAUUCAUUCACGUUAAGUAUAGUAAUGAUUCCUGUAAAUGGUUGCUAAGUGAUGGAAGAUUUCCCGGGUAUGGUGUAUGGCAGCCGUAUGGUUGUAUGACUCACAAAUAUAAUCUAGAGGAUUCUAGAAUGUGUAUGCAUUACAUAUCGUACUGGGGCGGUCACAACCACAUCACAUUUCUUGGAGAUUCAAGGAUAAGACAACUCUACUUUGAAUUUGUAAAUCUGCUCAGUAAUAAACCAGUGCUACAAUACAAGGCACAUGAAGAUAUCAACUUUCAUGACAAGCAUAUAAAUGCUAGAGUGGAUUUUAUUUGGAUGCCAUUUGUAAAUACUGACAUGCAUAAGAUGUACAAGUCUUGGAUGCUGAAUGGACCAAGAGACAGACCUAAUCUCAUUGUAACAGGAAGUGCAACGUGGAUAAUCAAAGAAUUUAAUGCCAGCAAAGAUGCACUAAAAAACUUCGAAGCGAACUUGACCUACGUUGUUCCUUACUUUGAGAAGAUGAAAGAAUCCACAGACAUCAUAUGGGCACUUCAAGAUCCUGUGUUAGAGAAAAGAUUGUAUGCAAAUCGUUCUAUGAUCACAAAUGAACAGAUAGAUCGCUAUAAUAAAGUGGCACUGGAAGUUUUUGCUAAGUUACAAAGUUCAGCAAAGAUUUGGAGUUCAUCAAGGUUGGUAGCUCAAGGAAUGAAGAAGGAGUUAGUGGAUGGUAUACAUCUGUCUUCUACACCUUUACAGCUGGAUGUUCAGAUGUUGAUGAACAUGUAUUGUAACAACCACAUGAACCACAAUGAUGGUACAUGUUGCAGCAAUCCAGAACCUACCACCACUCUACAGAUUAUUGUGGCAGCUUUCUUUCUUGUCUGUAUGAUAUCUAUGUUUGCUCUGGUUAUAUACAGAAGAAGGAUGAGAAGGAAUGGUGUUAAAAUUAGAACAGAGAAUGGCCAGAGAAAUGGAGGUACCAAUGGCAUGGAGCAACCUGUAGCAGAACAUUCCCAGUCAUUGUAUGAAGUGUUGUCAUCUCUCUCAAAACUGGGGAUAAUCAUGGCUUACUUCUACCUGUGUGAUAGAACUAAUUUCUUCAUGAAAGAGAACAAGUAUUAUACACAUGUGAACUUCUUCUUGCCAUUUGCCUAUGUGAUGAUACUGGGGUUUUUCUUCACUGAAAGUACAGAUAAGACUGAAGUUUUACAUCGAGACCAGACAGAUGAGUGGAAAGGUUGGAUGCAGUUAGUUAUACUAAUAUACCACAUCACAGGUGCUAGUAAAAUACUGCCAAUAUACAUGCAUAUACGAGUGUUAGUAUCGUGCUACCUGUUCCUGACUGGGUAUGGACAUUUCAUGUAUUUCUGGAAGAAAGGAGAUUAUGACCCCUUCAGAUAUUGUCAGAAGGGUUGCAGUGUAUUGCCUGUUUACUGGCAUUUGAGACAGAACUCUUUAAGAAGAUUGCUUGAAGUGUUGUUCCGUUUGAACCUGUUAGUUGUAACAUUGUGCUUUGUAAUGAAUCGUCCAUACCAAUUCUACUAUUUUGUACCAUUGGUGUCAUUCUGGUUUAUGGUUAUAUACAUCACCAUGGCGGUAUGGCCCCGAGUGUCGGAGAAACAUGCAGAAGAGAAAACAAGAGCAUAUUUCUUCAUGGUGAUAAAGUUUGUCCUUCUAGUCACAGUUAUUAGCCUGUUCUACAUGUCUGAGGUGUUCUUUGAAAAGAUAUUCCUGAUGAGACCAUUAAAACCACUGUUUGUUACAUCAGAUGAUUCUAUACAUGAAUGGAGGUUUAGAUGGCAGUUAGAUCGUUAUAGUGUUGUGUAUGGAAUGUUGUUUGCAUUUGGCUACCUCAUACUGAAACGUUAUAAAGUUAUCCAGGAUAUUGACAACAGAAAUCUGUUCUCGACGGGAAUAUCUUGGACAUUUACAUGUCUGGGUCUUAUAGGAUUAGGGAGUUAUGCUGCUUUCUCAUGCUUGUGUAGAAAUAAACAAGAAUGUAACGAUGUGCAUUCUUACAUCAUGUUCAUUCCUAUUGUCUCAUUUAUACUUGUAAGAAAUAUUCCUGGAGGUAUUAGAACACGGUAUAGCUCAUUCUUUGCUUGGUUUGGUAGAAUAUCAUUAGAGUUGUUUAUAUCCCAGUACCAUAUCUGGUUGGCAGCAGAUACCCACGGUGUUCUAGUGAUGAUACCCAGCUACCCUGUCUUAAAUGUGAUACUCACAAGCUUUAUCUUUAUCUGUAUAAGUCACGAAAUUGCUAACAUUACGUCUGUAUUGACCAAAUAUGCGGUACCACACGAGUGGAAAGCUUUACUUAGAAAUAUAAUCAUUAUGGCACUUGUUAUAGUUCCUCUAUGUAUUUCAAGAGGUGUCAUCUGAAAGGUUGAAAUACGUCAGUGUAAUGGUAGUUAGUGGAAUUCAAAGAAAUAUUUGUGAUAUCUUUAUUCCUAUUUUUUGAAAGUGAUCAAUAUGGUGUGAACAUUUGGGUUUUUGCCGACGGGGUGAUGAAAACUGAUAAUGAUGGCAAAAUAAAAGAUUUUGUCUACAGAUGUUGUGAGAUUAAAGUCUCAACAUCCAUGUGAUGACAGAUUGAUUCAGUUCAAAGGAGCUAGAUCUGGUAAAUGUUUCCACAUGAUGGUAUAGAUUUAACGAAGCAGACCAAGUUAAUUCCCCAGGAAGGGAGUGCUUGAACAUGGGAACUUCUUGGCCAAGCUGCAGGGAUAAUGUCAACUAUUAUUGAAGAAAAUGCCUGCUUGAAUAGAAUGGAGGCAGGUUUACAUCUAAGACACAGUGAGACUGUCAGCAAAUGGGAAAUAAGUCAUUAUCCUCCCUCCACCAUUUAUGGCCAUUAUUGUCAUCCUCCAUCUCCCAUUCAAGGCCAUUAUUGUCAUCCUUCACCAUUUCUGGCCAUUACUGUCUUCAUUCAUUGUUCAUGCUCUACCAUUCCUGGCCAUUAUUUUCAUCCUCCAUCACCUUUUCCUUCCUCUAUCUGCCAUUAUUGGCCAUUAUUGUCAUCCUCCAUUUCCCAUUCAGGGCCAUAAUUGUCAUCCUCUGUAUCUCCCAUUCAUGACCAUUUGUUGCCAUUCUCCAUCUGCCAUUCCUUUCAUUGCCAUUAUUACAAUCUCAUUUAUUCAUGGCCAUUAUUGCCAUCCUCCAUCUUCCAUUUAUGACCAUUAUUGUCAUCCUCCAUCUUCCAUUUAUGGCAAUUAUUGUCAUCCUUCAUCCAAUAUUCAUUACUGUCAUCCUCUACAAUUACUGCAUCCUCCAUAUACAUGUACCAUUUAUUGACAAAACUGUAAUCCUCCUCCCAUUCAUGACCAUUAUUGUCAUCCUCAAUCGUUAUUCUGGUCUUACAUCUACCAUUCCUUGCCAUUCGUAUUCAUUCCUUGUUUUCACUAUAUAAUUAUGUGGGCCACAUUGCCCGUUGACAGUAACUGGACUUCAGAAUGUUAUAAAAAAAGUUUCCAAAUGCUGUAAUACAGUAAACUUGUUCCCUGUUUCCUGUAAGUUACUACUGCAGUAUAUUAGCUAUUGUUUGAAAGCUCUCCAGCCAUGAAAACAAAACAUAAAAUAAAUACAGCCUUAUACUGCAAAUACUGUUGUUUUGUGCCUCCCAAAACUUAAGAGUUGCCCUUGUCUGUCCAUUUGACCGAAUUUGUGUUGUGCAUAUCUCAAAGUAUUUGACCCAGAGUCAUCAAACCUCACAGAAUGGUUAUUCAGCAUGAGAAGUUGUGCACGUGCUGUUUUGAUUUGGAUUUCACACAACCAGACCAGAGUUAGGGCCCUUAUUUGACCUAGUUUCAAGAAACAUCAUAGGAAUAUUAUUCAGCAUGUGAAGUUGUGUACCUUGGAUUCUGUUCAGGAUUUCUGUAAAUCAGACCAGAAUUAUCGUCCUUUUUGUCAAAAAUUUGCACUACGCGCAUACAAGUUUGUGUUCCACUUCGCAAGACCAGAAUUUUGGCCGUGGAAUUGGUCAAAUAAUAAAAGUUUGUGUUACAUUUAUUUCAAAGUGUACUUGACCUAGUCAUGAAACAUUAAAGGAUUGUUAUAUAACUUGUGAAGUUGUGCACCUUGUGUUCUGUUGUGUGAUUUCACUCAACCAACCAGAGUUAUGGUCCUUGACUUAGUGAAAAAUACACUUGAAGUGAUUAAAAAUUGUGUUCCGUAUGUCUUGAAAGAUAUUUCACUUAGAGUCAUGGAACUAUGUAGGUAUAUUAUCCAGCAUGCGAAUUUAUGCACCUGAUUUGUUUUAUUUUACUUUGCUAGGCCAGAGUUAUGGCCCUUGACUUAGUCAAAAAAUAAAAGUUUGUGUCCCAUGUAUCUCAAAAUGUACUUGACCUAGAGUCAUAAAAUAUUAGGGGAUUGUUAUAUAGCAUGUGAAGUUGAGCACCAGGUGUUCUCUUUGGGAUUUCACCCAGCUAGGCCAGAUUUAGGUCCUUCACUUAGUGAAAAAUACACAUGAAGUGCUUAAAAGUUGUGUUGCAAACAUCUUCAAAAAUAUUUCACCUAGUCAUGAAACCAUGUACAGUGACAGGAGUGAGUGUGUGGGGUGGGAGCAUCUGUGUCCUAUGGAUACACAUCUGGUUAUCUUUGUUAAUUUCUGGAAUGGGGGGAUUGUAAUAUUGAUGCCACAGUAUUUUGUUUUCAGAUCUUCUGUAUUUUUGAUCAAAUUGUGUUGUGUAUUUUAUUUAUUAUGUGAAAGAUAGACAUUGUUAAAAUGCAUUUUUUUUUUAAUUUAUUUUUGUUAUUUAUUUGACUUGAAAUGUGAUUGUCUCAUUGACAUUUUUAUAUGUAACUAUUAAUUUUUCAGUGUGUUCACAGCGUGCUUUGUUGGCAGAUGUACUGCAUAAGAACACUCCACCCACAAUAAUAUACCUUGAAAUCCUUAACAGUUUCUGCUUCUCCCCAGUCACUCAGCCUCUUUUUUACACCAACCCAGAUUUUGACUUAUCACAGCAGAAGGACGUUUUUAGCUCACCUGAGCCAAAGGCUCAUGGUGAGCUUUUGUGACCGCUUGAUGUCCGUCGUGUGUCCGUCAACAAUUUCUAAAAAUAUCUUCUUCUCUAAAACUGCAGAUUUACACCAAACUUCACAUGAAUGAUCCUUGGGUGGCCCCCAUUCAAAAUUUUUCAAAGAAUUUAACUCCACAAAGAACUCUGGUUGCCAUUGCAACCGAAAGGAAAAACUUUAAAAAUCUUCUUCUCAAAAACCAGAAGCCCUACAGCUUAGAUAUUUGGUAUGAAGCAUUGCCUAGUGGACCUCUACCAAGUUUGUUCAAAUCAUGACCCCGGGGUCAAAAUUGACCCCACCCGAGAGGUCAUAUGAUUUUACAUAGGAAAAUCUUAAAAAAUCUUCUUCUCAGAACCCAGAAGCCUUAGAGCUUAGAUAUUUGACAUGUAGCAUUACCUAGUGGACCUCUACUAAAUUUGUUCAAAUCAUGACCCCGGGGUCACUUGAUUUUAAAUAGACUUCUAUAGGAAAAUCUUCAAAAUUUUUUUUAAAAAUAAACCAGAAGGCCUAGAGCUUAGUUAUUUCACAUCUAGCAUUGCCUAGUGGACCUCUACAAAAUUUGUUCAAAUCAUGACCCCCGGGGUCAAAAUUGACUCUGCCCCAGGGAUCAUUUGAUAUUACAUAGGAAAAUCUUCAAAAAUUUUCUAAAAAUAAACCAGAAGGCCUAGAGCUUAGAUAUUUAACAUGUAGCAUUGCCUAGUGGACCUCUACAAAAUUUGUUCAAAUCAUGACCCCCCGGGUUUAAAAUUGACCCCGCCCUAGGGGUCACUUGAUUUUACAUAGGAAAAUCUUCAAAUUUUCCAUAAAUAAACCAGAAGGCCUAGAGCUUAGAUAUUUGACAUGUAGCAUUGCCUAGUGGACCUCUACAAAAUUUGUUCAAAUCUUGACCCCCAGGGUCAAAUUGACCCCACCCUAGGGGUUACUUGAUUGUACAUAGGGAAAUCUUCAUAAAUUUGCUAAAAAUAGGCCAGAAGGCCUAGGUCUUAGAUAUUUGAAAUGUAACAUUGCCUAGUUGAGAUGUUGCAUUGCCUAGAGGACCUCCACAAAAUUUGUUCAAAUCAUGACCCCCGGCUUCAAAUUGGCCCCGCCCAAGGGGUUACUUGAUUGUACAUAGGAAAGUCUUCCAAAAAAUGUCUAGAAAUAAACUAGAAGGCCUAGAGCUUAGAUAUUUGGUGUGUAGCAUUGCCUAGUGGAUCUCUGCCAAGUUUGUUCAAAUCAUGACCCCAGGUCAAGCUUAAAUGCAAAUCUUCAUAGCAACCAUUUAACCAGGUGAGCGAUAUAGGGCCAUCAUGGCCCUCUUGUUUUUUCAUUGUUUGCGAGAAAUGAUUGUUUUCUAGUGUUGAGUGUAACGGUAAAAGAUUUGUAGAAAUGUAUUAAAUAUUUUGAAGUAAGCUUUCA